Messenger RNA from Heterobasidion irregulare TC 32-1, 710 nucleotides. RefSeq lists its product as uncharacterized. The transcript has 3 exons. The record is from RefSeq and is a predicted model, not a curated record. Lineage: Eukaryota; Fungi; Basidiomycota; Agaricomycetes; Russulales; Bondarzewiaceae. Bases 54 to 488 code for a protein of 144 amino acids.
CCAUCCGCCAUCCUCGAUACCCUCACUUCACCCGAGAUCAUCCGACCGUAGCCAUGAAGUUCUUCACCACCUUCGUUUCAGCCAUCGUCCUCACCGCCUCGGCCGUCACCGCGACUCCCAUUGUAAAGGUCGCCAACCUUGCUUCCUCUGGUCCUAAGGGUCCAGCAACCCUCAUCGUCUACAGUCCCCACGUCACAGCCCCCACCGCAGGCCAGAUUUGGACGACGGGUUCAAACCAAACCGUCACAUGGGAUACCUCCGAUAUCCCCGAUGAGAAGCAGGAUUCUCCUGGAAUGCUCCUCCUCGGUUACUUGGAAAACGGGAGUGAAAAUCUGGACAUCAACACGCCUCUCGCUGUGAACUUCCCCCUCAGCGGAGGAAAUGUCACCUUCACGGUCCCCGUGGUGGACACCCGGACCGACUAUGUUGUAGUUUUGUUCGGUGAUUCUGGCAAUACUUCUCCCCAGUUCACCAUCUUUAAAGCUUGAGUGCGCGGGCUCAGGGGACGAUACCAUAUGACGAACUGUUGAGGGCAAAGGAUUCCAAAUCUUGAAUCCUUCACUCUGACGGACAUUGACUAGUGACUCCUCACGGACUUUGACGCACUACUUUGUGUGCAGCUUGCUUACUUUCAGUACUACCCUCGCCCAUGCAUACGCAAUAGCACUUACUGUACUGCAUUGUGCCACUAUGCCCAUCGGCUUUCUUGA